Molecule: messenger RNA, 1260 nt
Organism: Closterium sp. Naga37s-1
Lineage: Eukaryota; Viridiplantae; Streptophyta; Zygnematophyceae; Desmidiales; Closteriaceae
Source: the annotation of a GenBank genome assembly
AUGGCUGCGCCCACCAUUCGCAUCCAGGCUGCCGUGACUCUGGCACUCUUCCUCUCAGCAUCGGUGAACGGCCCUCUGGUGAUGUGUGGCUCUGGCGAGACUGAGGGGUCAGCCCAGCUGGAGCUCCUCGGCUCCUCUCUCACAGCCAAUCCCCUCAACGCCACCGCGGGCGCCGCUGCUGGAGCCUCAGCCAGCCUUCUUAACACCUCCGCGGGUGUUGGUGCCACAGUGGGGGCGUCUCUUCCCAACGGAACGGUGGAUGCGGCAGGAGGUGUCUCGGCUUCUACCAGCCUGAUGGGCACAUCUGCUGGUGUUGGCGCUACCAUUGGAGCGUCUCUUCCCAACGGAAUGGUGAACACAGCAGGAGGUGUCUCGGCGUCUACCGCGCUGCUCAACACAUCUGCAGGGGUGGGCGCUGGUGCCGUCGUCUCUCUCCCCAACGGCUCUGUCGCUGCAGCGGGUGAUCUCUCUGCUUCCACCGCCCUCCUCAACACAUCCGCUGGUGUUGGCACCACCGUUGGCGUCUCCCUUCCCAACGGCACUCUCUCAGGAUCCGGUUCUCUCGCUGCCUCCACCGGCCUCCUCAACACAUCCGCCGGGGUAGGAGCCACGGCCGGGGUCUCCCUUCCCAACGGCACUGUCGGUGCAACGGGCGGCGUUGCUGCGUCCACGGGGCUGCUCAACACGUCUGCUGGUGUUGGCGCCAGCAUUGGCGCUUCCCUUCCCACCGGCUCUGCCUCAGCAGCAGGAGGCCUCACUGCCUCCUCCAGUCUCCUCAACACGUCAGCCGGCGUGGGAGCAGGAGUGGGCGUGUCUCUCCCCAAUGGCUCUCUCUCCGGCUCUGCCUCCCUUGGAGCCUCCUCCCCUCUCCUCAACACCUCAGCCGGAGCCGGUGCUGCCGUCAACGCAGGCUCGGGCGGCAUCAACGCCAACCUCAGAGCCUCGGCGAACCUUGGAGGCUCGGUCUCCGGCCUCAUCUCCGGCGUGGGCGGGGCCGUGGGGAGCCUCGUUGGCUCGGUGGGGAACAUGGCAGGCUCGGUGGGCAACAUGGGAGCCUCCGUCGGGGCGUCCCUCUCCCCGAUUGCGGUGCUGAGCAGUGCGUGGGUGGGUACCAGUGGUGGCACCUACGCCAUGGUCGGGCAGACUCGAGUGUCGGCAGCGCUGGCGUCUGCCCUCGUGACCCGCAUGUCCACCAACAUGCCUAUCUUCCUGCACGUGCGCGUCGGGGCACAGGGCACCCUUGUGGCCAGGAUGGAGUAG